AUGCAUUUGACAGAGCUCCCACCUGAGCUUAUGCUGAUGAUCAUGAGAUCCUUGAGUCCAUCGGACGAAGCGUCUCUCGCCUUAUCAUGCUGGAAGAUGAUGGACGCGGUUACUCGCGAAGGCGUGAGAAAGAUCGAUGAGAUUCUUGGAGAGCACAAACAAGGCGACACUAAGAGUGAAAGAUGUCUCUUCUUGAGGAAAAUCGUGGAGGAUAUCCCAGAUCACUACCUCUGCUACAACUGUGGCAGGCUUCAUCUCUGGGAGGCGGUACCUCAUCCUGGAGACUAUUCAUUCGAGAAUGAGCUCUGCCCGACAUUUCAGAUCCCUCCCAUUUUUUCCAAAAUGGCAGUGUGGGACUGCUCGGACGCCCACUACCACCUCGACUUUGCGCACAUCCAUCUGGCAACCCGACGCCAAAUUCGCGGACCAGAAUACGGGAUUCACCCCGAGAUGCUUUCAUACGUCGAGGUGAAGCCAGAGUACCUCAGCGCCGUGACCACCCUUCCUGAGCCUGAAAUGUUUUUUCAGAAGCACACUGUCAGGGUGACGACGAUCGACGCUCGUGUCUCCCCAGAGCCAGUGAGCUUUUACCUUCGAGCUCAGAGUAUGCGAGUCGGCCACGAGACUCUUCUCAAAGACCGAGUGGUCAAAGAUCCUGCUGCAAGCUGGAGAGACUUCAUUCGCCAGAAUGAGUGCGCGCAUCUGCGAUGCCGACCUCGGCCGCACUGGGAGCCCACUCUGAGCGAGGUGAUCGCUAGCUUCUCUCAGUAUGUUCAACCGCCAGUGUCGCCAGGCCGCAAGCUCGUCACCCCAUGCAGGGAUUGCCGGACGCUCUUCAAGUACGAGACUCGCAGAUUCGAGGGUGGAUACCUUGUCCUCAUCGUCACGCGGUAUGUCGACUUGGGACCCGGAAAAGUCCCCCAACGACCCUCCCCAGAGUCGGAUGGAGAGCCCGGAGCCGACGUACCUACCGUGUCAGAUGAGUCGGACGAGGCUGUCGUUGGCAAUCUUCAACUGCAAUUCGACAGCUGCCCUGACGAUGGCCGCACCCAGAGGAUCAUAUCAGAGGAGGAAGUCAUCAGCCGCAGCUUCAAGGUCGCCGUGGAGCAGACUUAUGACAAGGAAAUGACGCGGCUGGAUCUGAAAGGCUGGACGUUUUUCCAAAAGCCGGACAGGUCUGCUAACUCCGGUGUCUACUCUCCUUGA
Molecule: messenger RNA, 1206 nt
Organism: Penicillium oxalicum
Lineage: Eukaryota; Fungi; Ascomycota; Eurotiomycetes; Eurotiales; Aspergillaceae
Product: F-box protein
Exons: 1
Coding region: 1-1206 (401 amino acids)
Molecular function (GO): protein binding
Source: RefSeq, a predicted model, not a curated record